Molecule: messenger RNA, 2511 nt
Organism: Tachysurus vachellii
Lineage: Eukaryota; Metazoa; Chordata; Actinopteri; Siluriformes; Bagridae
Gene: ppp4r2b
Product: protein phosphatase 4, regulatory subunit 2b
Exons: 9
Coding region: 154-1389 (411 amino acids)
Biological process (GO): protein dephosphorylation
Cellular component (GO): nucleus; protein phosphatase 4 complex; cytoplasm
Molecular function (GO): protein phosphatase regulator activity
Source: RefSeq, a predicted model, not a curated record
UGAUGUAGGUUAGCUUGGAGUAUGCGUACUACAACAACGGCUGCUUUCCGCCCGUGACGUCACGUAACGCCAUAUUGAAUUUUUUUUCCGCUUUCCCCCCUCAACAGCAGCCAUUAGCACGUCGCUUCGUGGUGGAUUUACACGUUCGGAAACAUGGAAAUUGACACUCUUCAAGAGGCACUAAAAGAUUUCGAGAAGAAAGGGAAAAAGGAAGUGUGUCCGGUAUUGGACCAGUUUCUGUGCCAUGUCGCUAAGACCGGAGAGACCAUGGUUUCCUGGUUGCAUUUCAAAAGUUACUUUCUGUUCAAACUGGAGAAGGUUAUGGAAGACUUCCGAGCUUCAGCACCAGAGCAGAGAGGACCUGCGAACCCUAACGUGGAGUCUGUCCCGUUUGAGGAGAUGAAAGAGAGAAUAUUGAAGAUUGUCAACGGAUACAACGGGAUUCCAUUUACUAUCCAGCGCUUGUGUGAGCUCCUCACAGAUCCCAAGAGGAACUACACAGGAACAGAGAAGUUUCUCAGAGGUGUUGAGAAGAAUGUGAUGGUGGUCAGUUGUGUGUAUCCCACCUCAGAGAAAAACGGUUGUAGUGGUGUUAACAGAAUGAAUGGAGUCAUGUUGCAAGGAAACACUUCCAUUUUCACAGACAGGAAAGUGAAUGGGCCAGGAACACCACGGCCGAUGAACAGACUGAAAAUUUCCCCGUCUAGUUCACUGGCCACAAAUGGUUUGCUGGACAGCACAGAAAACAAAGACUCAAACACAACGCCUGGCCACAGCAAACCUGUCUGUGAUGUGCCUGUGUCAGGCCUUGGAUCUCCCUUGAAUAGCUGCAUAAAGAACAAGCAUGCAGAUGAGGAAGAAAACCCAGAGGAAGAACAGCAAGAGGUGAAGAGGCUCAAGUUCAGUGAGGAAGGAUGUGAGGAUGAGGAUGAAGACACUGAAGGUGAAUCAGAUGACAAGACCAUGCAGUCUGAGGGGAUGUCUUGUGUGUCGGGAAAUGCAGACUCGCCAUCAUCCAUGACGCCGGAGAAACACGAAGGGCACGAGGGUGAGCGGGAGGAUGCCAGUUCAACAGCAGCUUGUGAGGACCAAGAGCCAUCCAGUACGCAAUCCGACUGUGACGAGAGGGAAGUUCCUUCUGGUUCUGUCCAGGAACCCAGUGACAUGGACCAGUCAGAGCAGACAGCUCCUGCUUCCAGCCCUGAGAGGCAGGAGGAGGAGGGGGAGUGCAGCGAGCCGGACAGUAGUAGCAGCAGUAAUGAGCUUGGAGCCGGCCCUGACGCCUCAUCUGACUCCGCCCCCAGUGGUGCAGACUCGCCCACAGAGGGCAGAGUGGAGUUGGGGGAUCUAGACUUAGAAAACACAGAAGAGCCAAUGGAGCAGGAUUAAGGCACCACCUGAACACAGACUUUGUAGCAUAAACAGCCAGCGUGUGCAGAUUUCAGAACACACUAACAGUAACAGGAUGGGCUCUUUAACUGGGGCCAACAACAGCCUUUUGGUCCAGUGUCAGCUACUUUUUUCCAGCUUUCUAACCUGUUAUGGGUGGACACACUAUGCUGGUGUACAUAUGUAAUUUUUUUUUUGUUUAAUUUCCUUUUUAGUUUUGUAUUGAAGGUUUUAAACUGGAAGUAUUCAUUCUCUUUCACUUACACCCUACCUUAGUACCACUGAACGCAGUUGGUCUUCAGAGGCAUUUCCCCUUCUGUUAUAGUCCAGCAGAGGGAUUAUGGUUUCGCACUUCGGUUGGGGUUUCUUUCUCCCCCCCUUUUUGUAGUCCAUUUACACAGACUUUAUCCCCAGAUCAGUAGAUUUUCUCCUUUCUUAUAUAGUUUCCCCAAAGACUUCGAAGCAAGGGCCGUAAUUGUUGGUUCAUAUUCAGUUUUUUCUCCCACGUACUUUGGGCUGUCAGUUAGGGGUUGUUACAUCUGUCAGAUUGUCUGCAUGUGGGCCCAUUGUAGAAAGCUUGAUCAGCUGUGUAUUUUCAUCUGUUCUACACCCGUCUUUUCGUUGUCGCUCUCUUCCUUUUUUUUUAAACUCUUGCUGUUACACCCUAGUCUGUAAUGAAGGAAAGAGUUUCAUAUAAAAGGUACGUAUACUUGGUGGAAAAGAUUUCAAGUGAAUGACCUUUUUUGGUUCACAACAAUAAUUUAUAUGAACAUUUCAAUGAAUCACUCUAUUUUUGAGAAAUGUAAGAUUUUUUUUUUUUUUUGGAUGCCAGUCUGAGCACUAGUCAGAUUGAGCUAAAACCGUGUGUUUGUGAAAGUGAGAGAAUGUGUGCGAGGCGCUCAUGUCUAUACCACACUGUCUCACCGGUUACAACUGACUGCCUCUACUGCACCUGUACUGUUUUGAUAUUUAGAAUUUUUAAAGUUCGGUAGUUUUGUAGAGCAUUGUGUUAACUGCUGUUUGUGGAUCCAUAUUAUUGUAAGAUCUUUCUGUGUAUACUGAAUGCGUGUGCUUUCAAUGCAGUAUUCAGGUGAAGCAAUAAAUGUUCUGAUUUUAAAUGUG